AUGCGUUACACCGGCGAAGAAGCGGAAGAAGUGGUGGUGAAGACAAUGCCGUCCUAUCACUCGACGCUGACGUCCAGCAAAUCCAUAGCAAACAUCUCUUUACUCACGUUUCGGACCAAAUUCAGAGGACCCGUCGUUUCCCUCAACUCAGACCACCUGGGAAAGGAGGACUUGAAUGACAUCGAUAUCGUGGAUGAGGCCAUCCUUUACUUCAAGGCCAACGUCUUCUUCGCCUCCUAUGAGAUCCAAAGCGAUUCCGAUCGAGUCAUCAUUUAUUUGACUCUUUAUAUCAUUGAAUGUCUGAAGAAAAUCCAAAAGUGCCAUAACAAGAACCAAGCGAUCCAAGAGUUGGCUCAGUUGGCGAUCACUCGGUUCGACAUUCCCGGCGAUCCACGCUUUCCACUCAAUUCAAUGUUUCAGAAACCCAAGAAUGGCGACGAAGCAGAAUUGAUGCGCUCUUAUAUCCAACAACUGCGACAGGAAUGCGGUCAACGUCUGGCCAAUCGGGUCUUCGAGACGGAUAACGGGCCGCCGUCUAAAUGGUGGACAUGUUUUGCCAAAAGGAAA
This is a messenger RNA of Medioppia subpectinata, 567 nucleotides long. The record is from the annotation of a GenBank genome assembly. Lineage: Eukaryota; Metazoa; Arthropoda; Arachnida; Sarcoptiformes; Oppiidae.